Messenger RNA from Rosa rugosa (rugosa rose), 2361 nucleotides. RefSeq names its product pentatricopeptide repeat-containing protein At5g39980, chloroplastic. The record is from RefSeq and is a predicted model, not a curated record. Lineage: Eukaryota; Viridiplantae; Streptophyta; Magnoliopsida; Rosales; Rosaceae. The coding region runs from base 132 to 2174 and encodes 680 amino acids. The transcript has a single exon. Gene Ontology annotation, molecular function: protein binding.
AUUUUCUCCUUGCUAAUAAGAACGGACAGACCCCUCAACAGCAAAAGAAGAAGGAAAUUGAAUUGAUUUAUACUAAAUUUUCAAUCUUUUGAGUCUGUCCCUGCUACUCUUAAUACUUCUGUUAUCAACAAAUGUGUACAUUCUCGCUCUCUGCAACUUCAAUGCAACUAUCUCCAUGUCCACCUCCCUCUUCUUCCUUCUCAUUUCCAUCACUACCCCCCACCAAACCCCACAAUUACACCGUCACACCCUUCACCUUCACCACCCACAAACCCAGACCCCGCUCCCCCCUUAUCUCCUCCGCCUCCAAAGAUGUCUGGAGAAGAACACCACCCCACCCCAAAACGACGCCGUCUCAACCCUCCCCCCGCCACCGCCGCAAGCUCCAAGGCACCACCUUCCUGGACCACAGCGUCGACAUGGACGACCUCACCGCCUCAAUCCGCGCCACCCAAAACGAGCACGACCUCAACUCCCUCCUCUCCCCCUACAAGUCCCGCAACCUCUCCAUCCGCUUCAUGGUCUCCCUCCUCUCCCGCGAGCCCGACUGGCGCCGCUCCCUCGCCAUCCUCGACUGGAUCAACGACGUCGCCCUAUACUCUCCCUCCGUCUUCGCCUACAACGUCGUCAUCCGCAACGUCCUACGCGCCAAGCAGUGGGAAAUCGCCCACGGCCUGUUCGACGAAAUGCGCCACAGAGCUCUGGCGCCGGACCGCUACACUUACUCCACUCUCAUCACCGCGUUUGGGAAGUCCGGCAUGUUCGACGCCGCGCUCUCGUGGCUGCAGAAGAUGGAGGAGGACCGUGUGUCCGGGGACCUGGUGCUGUAUAGCAACUUGAUUGAGCUGUCUAGGAAACUGUGUGAUUAUAGCAAAGCGAUUUCGAUAUUUUCCAGGCUGAAGAGGUUGGGGAUAAUGCCGGAUUUGGUGGCUUAUAACUCGAUGAUCAAUGUGUUUGGUAAGGCAAAGUUGUUUAGGGAGGCCAGGGUUUUGCUGAAGGAGAUGAGGGCCGUGGGGGUUUUGCCGGAUACUGUUAGCUACUCGACGCUUUUGACAAUGUACAUUGAGAAUGACAAGUUUGUGGAGGCGUUGGCUGUGUUCUCGGAGAUGAAUGAGGUCAAGUGUCCGCUUGAUCUCACGACGUGUAAUAUUAUGAUUGAUGUUUAUGGGCAGCUGGAUAUGGCGAAGGAGGCUGAUAGGUUGUUUUGGAGCAUGAGGAAGAUGGGGCUUGAGCCGAAUGUUGUUAGUUACAAUACUCUUUUGAGGGUUUAUGGCGAUGCUGAGCUUUUCGGGGAAGCCAUUCAUCUUUUUCGAAUGAUGCAGAGAAUGGAUGUGGAGCAGAAUGUCGUCACGUACAAUACGAUGAUUAGGAUUUAUGGGAAGUCACUUGAGCAUGAAAAGGCUACAAAUCUUGUGCAGGAAAUGCAGAAGAGAGGGAUUCAACCGAAUGCCAUUACAUACUCGACAAUAAUAUCCAUAUGGGGUAGGGCUGGGAAAUUGGACAGGGCAGCAAUGCUGUUUCAAAAGCUGAGGAGCUCCGGGGUUGAGAUUGAUCAGGUUCUUUAUCAGACAAUGAUUGUAUCGUAUGAGAGAGUAGGUUUGGUUGCUCAUGCUAAGCGUUUGCUUCAUGAGCUCAAGCGCCCAGACAAUAUCCCGAGGGAGACUGCAAUUACCAUUCUUUCUGGAGCCGGUCGUGUAGAAGAGGCGACAUGGGUUUUCCGUCAGGCUUUUGAGGCUGGGGAGGUGAAGGAUAUAUCUGUGUUUGGUUGUAUGAUUGAUCUUUUCUCAAGAAACCGAAAGUAUGCAAAUUGCAUUGAAGUGUUUGAGAAUAUGCGAGUGGCAGGAUACUUUCCUGCUUCCCAUGUGAUUGGUCUAGUUCUCAACGCGUAUGGAAAGUUACGGGAGUUUGAGAAGGCUGAUGCUGUAUAUAGGGAGAUGCAGGAAGAAGGAUGUGUUUUCUCUGAUGAAAUUCACUUCCAAAUGCUCAGUCUUUAUGGUGCUAGAAAGGACUUUAAGACGGUAGAGGCAAUGUUUGAGAGGCUGGUCUCCGAUCCCAACAUCAACAAAAAGGAGUUGCAUCUUGUUGUUGCCGGCAUCUAUGAAAGAUCAAACAGACUUAAUGAUUCAUACCGGAUCAUGAACAGGAUGAAUGAAAGUCGAGCUUUGAAAUCAUGAACCUAUACAGAUGUCCACAGCAUGUGUUCUAAAUUUUUUCCAAAUUAUAUAGAUAUUGUACUGACUUUGUAUAUAUUCCCUUGGACAGAGUGAAAGUAUCAGUUUUCACAUUUUGGACAUGAAUGUCUGUGCUAUCUAUAUACAAGCAGAAAUAUAAAGGUUGUAUCCCCAGUUAAGGACUUGAGAA